AGAAAAUACGAGCAUUCGAGAGAAGCGUUGUUUGACGACCCUAACAGCGUCUGCGAAGAAGGCUAAGAAAGCUGCAACUUAUUUUUAAAAGGAUGAACGAAUACAGAAAACUUUUGUCCAGGAUUGCACACGAAAUAACCGCCGACGAGCUGGUAACGAUGAAGUUCUUGUGUACAGACUUCAUCCCUUACACAAUAACUCGGAAGGAAAAUAUUCUGAAUGAAGUAUUCCACUUCUUUUGUAAGCUCGAAGCAGAAAGUAGGCUCGGUAUCGAUAACUUAGAUGGGAUGAAGGACAUGUUAACGCACUUAAAGAAAGAGGAUCUAGCAUUAGAAGUAAUAGAUUUUCAAUGCGAGCGAGUAUUAUAUCUAUCUUCUCUGAAUGCCGAGAGAGAAAGCGAAAGAAACCAGACAACUCGAAGCGAACAAGAAGAGAAUCAGGAAGAAGAACAGAGACGACGAAGCGAACCAGAAGUUCGAGAAGAACAACAAGCAGCAGUGGGAAACCAGAGAGGCAGAGGUACCAUACUGAUGCGGUGCGCUCCUUACAUAGCAGGAGUUGCGUGGGUAGUUGGAUCAACGUACAUCCUAAAUCUUCAUAAGAAGGACCCUGAAGCCCUGGUGAAUCUGGUUACUAAAGUGGUUUUACCUACCGGUAACUUAGUCAAGUCAAUUUUUCCUGGUUCCAUCAACCUUUUAAUACAAGCUACGGAUUUAAACAGCCUUAAGGAGUUGUGGAAAAGAUACCAAAGUAGUCGACUAAAGGAAGACCUCCAGAAAGUGAUGGUAACAGAAGAACUAAAGAACCUGGCCAAUGAUGAGCCAAUCGAUCUGGUGGUGACGAUGAGUGAAGAAGAAUACAGGAAUGCUUGUCUUGAUCUGAUGGUUGCACAUACAAAAGCGCAAACCUUGUGGAAAAGGGUGAUUUCAUCUAAACCUUCCCGACUAGCCUCUCGCUCCUUACCGGAUCUGACGUCACUUGAUACCAAUCACGAUUGGUCACGUGGUUUGCUCUUGGAACAACUGUCUGACGAUAUGAAGAGAAUAAGACAAAAUGAAAGAAAGGAUGAGAAAAUCCAAAAAAACCUCUUAACGUCUGUAGAGAGUGUUUCGCUUCUUAUACAACAAAUCAAGUCAAUUGAAUCUGAAAUCAAUGAGUUAGAAGUUUCUAUAGGCAAAUCGCUUCCCGAGAAGCGCAAAGGGAUAUUUCAUCGGUAUCGACUUGAAGAAUUUGAAACAUCACGGGAAAUGUACUAUGAUCGUAUGCUUGGCAAUCUUUCUUUUAGUUGUUUUGUAGUUCUGCUCGAGAAAGUGAACGCAUUUUUGGAGAAUGGGCGAUUUUUAUUACAACCUGAAGAAGCCGUUAAACGUCUGGGCUUGUUUGCAUGGCAAUUAAGACGUCAAGGAUAUAAGAGUUCUUGGUAUACUGAAUUCCAACGUUGGUCUCGCCAAUCCACCUUUUACACACUAGGUCAAUCCAUACGUUCUUUAGUAAUUAAUCUCGCUUUCAAACUGAAAGAUUUGGCAGCACUGUUGGUGAAAAUGUUCAUACUGGAUCCAAAACUAUUAAAAGGUAUGACGGCAAUCGAUCAAUGCGGUAUAUUUUAAUCAUGCUCAAGUCUUGGUGUUUGCAAUUAGGGCAGCUUUUUGCGCUUGAAU
Messenger RNA from Actinia tenebrosa (Australian red waratah sea anemone), 1658 nucleotides. RefSeq lists its product as uncharacterized. The record is from RefSeq and is a predicted model, not a curated record. Gene Ontology annotation, molecular function: protein binding. Gene Ontology annotation, biological process: regulation of apoptotic process. NCBI's taxonomy places the organism in Eukaryota, Metazoa, Cnidaria, Anthozoa, Actiniaria, Actiniidae.